AUGAAAUUUACAUACAUAAAAAGUGAAUUUUCUUCAAUUGAAUCUCCUUCAAUAGCAACAUUGAAUCCUGCGUGGGAUAUAUUGUAUAAUUCGGGCCAGUGGCAAAAAUCCGACUGCGUAGGAAUGGUUACGGUCGGUCAUUUUCGAUUAACUGUUUUACGACUGUUGGCU
Molecule: messenger RNA, 171 nt
Organism: Racocetra persica
Lineage: Eukaryota; Fungi; Glomeromycota; Glomeromycetes; Diversisporales; Gigasporaceae
Source: the annotation of a GenBank genome assembly